Drosophila obscura is the source of this 961-nucleotide messenger RNA. Its product is annotated as apolipoprotein D. Bases 100 to 777 code for a protein of 225 amino acids. The record is from RefSeq and is a predicted model, not a curated record. The transcript is spliced from 6 exons. NCBI's taxonomy places the organism in Eukaryota, Metazoa, Arthropoda, Insecta, Diptera, Drosophilidae. Gene Ontology annotation, molecular function: pigment binding.
CACUGCAGCCCCAGUUCUAAGUCAGAAGUAGAACAGUAAUCGUUUUGAAAAGUGAAUCUAGCAAGCAGUAGCAAGCAGCAUCUCUCUCCAUAAUCCAUAAUGAUUAAUCAGCGUUCGGGUUUAUAUUUCUUGCUGCUUAUCGGACUGCUGGCGGGCAAUGGAGUUUGGUCUCAAGUUCCCUUUCCCGGACAGUGUCCGCAGGUCAAAAUAAUGGAUGAAUUCGAUGUGGAAGCGUACUUGGGCAUCUGGUACGAGCAUAGCAAGUAUCCAUUUGCAUUUGAAAUCGGCAAGAAGUGCAUCUACGCCAACUAUUCGAUCAUUGACAAUUCCACCCUGUCCGUGGUGAAUGGGGGAAUCAAUCGACUCACUGGCAACCCAUCGAACAUAACUGGAACAGCCAAGGUGCUAGGCCCUGCUCGGCUGGCCGUUGCCUUUUACCCGGGACAGCAAACGACGAAACCAAACUAUCUGGUUCUGGGCACCGACUACGAGUCAUACGCCGUUGUCUAUAGCUGCACUAGCGUGACAUCUCUGGCUAAUAUCAAGAUCGUUUGGAUCUUAACCCGUGAGCGUGAGCCCUCAGCAGAUACCAUUGCGACAGCCAAACAGAUUUUGGAUAAUAAUAAAAUAUCGCAGUCCUUCCUCAUCGACACCAUUCAGAGCAAGUGCCCCAAAUUGGAUGCAAAUGGCACGGACUUCGGCGUUGAAGAUCUGACAGAGGAUGCCAUCGAUGACUUUGUCGGCACUGUGCUGCCAAAUGCCAUCGAGAAGGCAUGAGAAUGGCUGCGACGCUUCUACGUGCGUCUCUACAAUAUUUUUCUGAACUUUAUGAGUUCCUAAAUUUACUGUCUUCGAACCUUGUACAUAGAUACACACACAAAUGUAGAUGGAUAGACACAUGUUAAAUAAUACUGCAAUUGAUUGUUAAUGCAAUAAAAUAAAACAUAGUUUCGGUUACGGG